Sorghum bicolor (sorghum) is the source of this 2277-nucleotide messenger RNA. RefSeq lists its product as uncharacterized. The record is from RefSeq and is a predicted model, not a curated record. Bases 82 to 2070 code for a protein of 662 amino acids. NCBI's taxonomy places the organism in Eukaryota, Viridiplantae, Streptophyta, Magnoliopsida, Poales, Poaceae. The transcript has a single exon.
UACUAGAUCAUCACGAGCAUCGUCAUCGACCAAAAGAAAAAAUCUCCCAACACCCAGAGCUCAAACCGUAGCUACUAACCAAUGGCGACUCCGGCGAGCCGGAACGCCGUGUCCUACACCCUCCUCGGCCCACCAGCAGAGAGCCUCCGCGCGGCGUCCGCGCGCGCGGCGGCGGCGGCCGAGAAGGCGGCCGCGGCCAUGCCCACCACCGGCGACGCGUUCCUGGACCUGAUGGACGCCGAGUUCAACAAGCCGGCUCCGAAGCCGACGCCCGCGCCGAAGAAGGCGCGCACGGAGAACUCGUCGCCGACGUUCGUCUCCUCGGGGGACCCCUGCCUCGACUUCUUCUUCCACGUCGUCCCGGGCACCCCGGCCGCGUCCGUCGCCUCCCUCCUCGCCGACGCGUGGGCGGCCGAGCCCAGCACCGCGCUCCGCCUCGCGUGCAACCUCCGCGGCGUGCGCGGCACCGGCAAGUCGGACCGCGAGGGGUUCUACGCCGCCGCGCUCUGGAUGCACGGCUGCCACCCCACGACGCUCGCCCUCAACGCCGGCCCCGUCGCGGAGUUCGGCUACCUCAAGGACCUCCCCGAGAUCCUGCACCGCAUCAUCCACGGCGGUGUCUCCACGAGGACCCCCGGGAAGAAGGCCCGUCUCGCCGCCUUGGGAGGCUUCGUCGUCCGUUCCCGCGACGGCAGCCAUCGUCGUUUCGUCCACAACCGCCCAGAGAGCAGGCCUCGGCGCAAGGGGAACGCGCCACGCGGCGCCGAGACGAGGGAGGCGCGCGUCGCUGCCGCCAACGAGCGCGACCGCAAGCUUUCAGCCGACGCGGCCGUCGAGCGCAGGAAGAGGCGCGCGGAGGCCGCGGCAAGAGCCGUCGACCGGUACGCCCGUGACCCCAAGUACCGCCUCCUGCACGACUGCACGGCGGAUCUGUUCGCCAAGCUCCUCGCCGAGGACCUGCAGAAGCUCGCCGACGGCAAGCUCAGCGACAUCUCGCUUGCCGCCAAGUGGUGCCCGUCGCUCGACAGCUGCUACGACCGCUCCACGCUCCUCUGCGAGGCCAUCGCGCGCCGCCUCUUCCCCAAGGGCUCGGCGCCUGACCUCCCCGACGACUUGGAGGACGCGUACUACGCCUACCGAGUGCGCGAACGCCUCCACAAGGCGCUCGUGCCGCUUCGCCGUGCACUCAAGCUCCCCGAGAUCUUCAUCUCGGCGAAGGCGUGGGGUGACGUGGUCUACAAGCGCGUGGCGUCCGUGGCCAUGAAGAACUACAAGGACCUCUUCGUCAAGCGCGACAAGGAGCGGUUCGAGAGCUACCUCGCCGACGUCAAGUCCGGCAAGGCGAAGAUCGCGGCGGGCGCCCUGCUACCCCACGAGAUCCUGGCGUCCAUCGACAGCGACGGCGUCGCCGACCUGCAGUGGGAGCGCAUGGUCACCGACCUGCGGGCGCUGGGCAGGCUCAGCAAUUGCAUCGCCGUGUGCGACGUGUCGGGCAGCAUGGACGGCCUCCCCAUGGACGUCUGCGUCUCGCUGGGCCUCCUCGUCUCCGAGCUCAGCGGCGAGCCGUGGCACCACCGCGUCAUCACCUUCAGCUCGCGGCCUCAGCUGCACCAGAUCCCUGACGGGACCCUGAUGGAGAAGACCAACUUCAUCCGUCGCAUGGAGUGGAACAUGAACACAGACCUGCAGGCCGUGUUCGACAAGCUCCUCCACAUUGCGGUCGCCGGCAAGCUUACCCCGGAGCAGAUGGUGAAGAGGGUGUUCGUGUUGAGCGACAUGGAGUUCGACCUCGCGUCGUCGAGGCCGUGGGAGACCGACUACGAGGCGAUCACGAGGAAGUUCACGGAGGCCGGGUACGGUGCGGUGGUGCCGGAGGUUGUCUUCUGGAACCUGAGGGACUCGGACUCUGUGCCUGUGACAGCAUUGCAGAAGGGGGUGGCGCUGGUGAGCGGCUUCUCCAAGAACAUGGUGAAGGUGUUCCUUGAUGGCGACGGAAUCGUGACGCCGAGGGGCAUCAUGGACAAGGCCAUCUCUGGGCCGGAGUACCAGAAGCUCGUCGUCUUCGAUUGAUCGUCUCGUCUCAAGUGUAGCUACUUUUAGUAUGCUUUCUGGUUUUUUUUGCUCUCGUUGUAAGUAGUACUUGCCUCCCUAAAGAAAACAAUUCUCCCUAAAGAAAACAAUUCUAUCUCGUCAUGUCUUCCUCUUGAGUAUACAGAAUGUGAACUAUGUGGAAAUUGAAUGAACUCUUAUGUUUCUGCAGUUGAUUUCGCGCUGAAA